UGGCCCCCCAGGAAGCCGCCCAGGCUGCGAGCAGGCCCCGCAGGGCGCCUGCCCGAGUGUGGCUCCCGCCAUCCCCUUCCCUUUUCCUGCCCUCCGCAGACGCGAUCUCCUCGCUUCACCGCGCGCCCGGGCCGCGUUUUGCCGGCGUCACGUUCCCCUCUCGGGCCCUCGUGGGCUCGGGGCGCCAGCGAUCCCGACGGAGGAAGCCCGGAUGGGAGGAGGAAGGAGAAGUGGGCACCUGAGGCAGCAGCCCAGGGCCGAGAUGGGGACGCGCUGAGUGGACCAGGGUUGGGGGGCCCGGGUCGCCCCCGCAGGGUGUGUGUGUGGACGCCAGGCACCUGCAGAGGCGAGCAGGGCUCUUCGUGGCGCUCUCGGGGCCUGCGCCUGGGAGGGACUGUCGGCCGCUGUCGCCCCUACCCCAGUCUGACUCUGCCCUGGGUCUGUGGUGGAGACUCGGUCACCAGCCGCGCAGCGCGUAUCAGGGCGCAACUCUCAGCCAGGGGAGGCCCCAGCUCCCAGCCAGGGGAAGAGAUGAUUCCAGAAAGGACAGUCUGCGAGAUGGAAGGCGGUUGGGAAGGGGAGGAGGAGGAAAGGGGAGAGGAACGGUGGGGGAAGGGAAGGAGGAGGAGGAGUGGGAGGAGGAAGAGCAGAGGGAAGACCAUGCCAGCCCUGCCCACCCGGAAGCCCCUGAUACAAAGGAACCAGCUCCAGGCCAAGGCCACCUGCCCCUGACCACAAGUUGAAUUUGUCACUCAAACUGCAGUGUUUCCCAACAUUCGAAUUAUUUGCGGAGGUGUUCCAUUUGGGGUAAUUCACAUAAAAUCCAGAGUUUUGGCUCUUCUGGGCUGCGUGGGCCCUUGCCCCCUCCCAUAGGUUGUGGCUCCCCUGGUCCUCUCUAUCCUCUGGAGCUGGCCCACCGCUCAGCGCUGGCCUUGCAGCCCUUACUAAAGGCCUUGAAAAUGCCUGGGUUCACCCCCUGAGUGAAUUAAAGGCCAGAGGGGCCUCUGAAGGGCACUGUGAGGGACAGAGGCUCGCCUGGGCAGUGCAGAAGCUGGCCACGUGUCCCUCCUUACAGGGGAUGAAAUGACCUGGGGAGGAAACCCCAGCCCUUUCCCAGAGCUUCCAGAGUAGGCGGCCAGUGCUGUGAGGCUUCACCACCUGCUGUCCCAAGCAAGCUUGAGUUGUGUGUGAGUCCGCGCCAUGCCGUGCUGUACCGUAUGCUUCAGCUCCCCCAACCCCUGCUGAGCUUGAUUUUUCCCUAAAUAUCAGUCUCCACGGGACCCCACAUUCGUUCAUGCCUUCUUGUCCCUAGGGUAAUGUGUGUGUUUCCUCGUCCUAAUUUCUAUCCCUUGGCAGUGAGGAACCCAUCAUGCCAGGGCGCCCUGCCCUGCUUGUCUCUGGAAAGGAAUAGGGGGGCCUGGGUGUGACCUCAGAGCCCGGACCAGACUGUCCCAGUCCCAUGUCAGGGACACCCAGAUGCAGAUGCUGUCUGAGACCUGCUGCAGGGCGUGGGUGCUCCUCCCUGCUUGGAGGCUGUUCCUGGACGGCGACCCACCCACUGAGGACCAGGCCAGGUGCGCCUAGAGCUGGUCACAGCAGCCUGUGGUGUUGCCUGUGGGUGGAGAGGGCCCCAGGUGUGCUUCUCCCGUAGCGGUCCUAAACUUCUGUCCCUGUGCACUGUGUCACCUGGAUCAUCCAGUAAAGUGAAAUUCAGCACUGUG
Molecule: messenger RNA, 1721 nt
Organism: Chlorocebus sabaeus (green monkey)
Lineage: Eukaryota; Metazoa; Chordata; Mammalia; Primates; Cercopithecidae
Source: RefSeq, a predicted model, not a curated record